This is a messenger RNA of Dichomitus squalens LYAD-421 SS1, 2892 nucleotides long. RefSeq lists its product as uncharacterized. Lineage: Eukaryota; Fungi; Basidiomycota; Agaricomycetes; Polyporales; Polyporaceae. Gene Ontology annotation, biological process: cytoplasmic translational initiation. Gene Ontology annotation, molecular function: ATP binding; translation initiation factor activity. The record is from RefSeq and is a predicted model, not a curated record. The transcript is spliced from 6 exons. Bases 1 to 2892 code for a protein of 963 amino acids. Gene Ontology annotation, cellular component: cytoplasmic stress granule.
AUGGAUCCCCCCUCGCGGAGCCCCGCGUUGAACCCUGCCUCGACCCCCUUCUUCCCCGGCGCGAUGCGGCUCAACGACGAGGAAGGUAGCGGGAACGGGAACGGAAACGGGACUGCGAACGGCAACUUCCCCCUCGGCUUCAGGCAGUCUAUAUCCCGGGACCAGCAGUACAGCAUGUCUUCCUCGCUCUCGAUCUCCCCUUCGGACUACCGCUCUGUCAGGUCUUCCCCGAGUCCACCGCAGGACGAGAGAGACCGGAGGAUCGACAGCGGCCUGCAGGCAUCGUCCCCAGCUGAGCGUGCGCGUAACUCUCCCGGCCUACGUCAGGACUCAUCGGACAGGCAUUCUUACUCGCAUCUCUUGAGCUCGUCGAUCUCUCGUGACCUAAACAUUUCUCCCAAGAAUAACGGGGGACUGGAUGGUGAUGAGACGCCGGGUCCGACGUCUGGGCCCAUCCCCAUGAACGGGCAGCUCGGCGCCCCCGCGUCGUUUUACAACAGCAUGGCGCUGCGCAGCAGGGAGAGAUUGGGGACGCCGCCGGUCAUGCAGGAGUCGAGCAGUGCCAAUGCCAGGUCCGCGUUCACGCAUGCCCCCUUCGUGUCUUCCUCCCCCGCAUCAUCACUCGACUCGGGGAGCCACUUCGCGCCCAGCAUCGAAUUCUCGGCGUCGUCGAGCUUGGAAACGCAGCUGAGGGCCUCUCCCGUCUUUAACGAUUUAUUGGAUCGGGUCGGACGGCUAGAGGGGGCUAACCGGGAGAUCCAUCGGACCCUCGAUGAUGUGAACCGCAAGGUCGAUAUCCUCAUCUCGCGCGUCUUGUCCUCGAACUCUAACUCGAUGCUGGAUGCCCCGCCCGAGUUCAAGGAUCCGUUCGCGCCCUCGUCCGUCCCAAGUCAAAGUUUCAUCAAUGCCGGACUGAAUGGGCCACGAGGAUCAAUCGCUAACAUCGCCCCGAACCAGACCCCGCCCACGGAGGACAUGACGACUAUUACUAGCCGACUGAAUACGCUCACGUCGUCGGUUGGUCAGCUUCUAGCGCUGCAGACUCAGCAGUUCCAAGCGAACAACAGUGUUGCCGCCUUGCAAACCUCGCAGCUGCUGGGAGGCGGAUUGCCGCCAACCGAUCUGACACCAGGCCUUCCUCCCCUGCUGAACUCGACCUCGGCCCUCGGCCAUGGCAUGCCUGGGCGGCCUGACAUUAGACAUAAUCCCCGCGUGCCAAACCCGCCUAUGCGGACAUGGUCUGCCGGGACGCUAGACAUCCCUUUACGCAACACGGAUUCGCCUCAAGGCAUGGGCAGGCAGGACAUGAUGUUCAGGGAUAAGCGCCGCUCGGUUAGCACGUUACUCCGCCGUGAUUCUGCUGGGGGCGAAAGCUUGUCUGGCGCACAAUCGCGCGACGGUGGCCCCGUGAUUACCAAAUGGGAACAGUUGAACCUUGCCCCGGAAUUACUGCGUUCUUUGAGCACAUUUGGCGUCGGCCCCCCCAACAAAAUCCAGCAACGUGCAUUGCCCUUCCUCUUGCGCGGCGCUGAUAUCAUUGCGCAAGCCCCGCCGACCCAAGAACGCAUUGCUGCGUAUGUCAUCCCCGCGAUCCAUAUCGCGGUGAUGUAUGCAUCGUCGAGGACGAACUAUCGAGGCCCGUUGGUGGUUAUGAUAUCCACGACUGUCGAUCAGGCUACACAGGCGCAGCGGAUGAUACGUGAUCUAGGUGGUCCCAUCGGCGUUAAGUCGGCUCUCGGUGUCGGUACGACGUCAGGCAACGGAGAUCUCAGUCAAGAACUGCGUCUCUUGCAGCAGAACGUCCCACACAUCAUUUGCGGCACGCCACAGAAGCUCCACGCCCUGUUCACUGCCCCCGGAGGUCUAUCUGGUGCAGAUGUCCGGUUCCUGGUCCUCGACGAAGUUGACCAGCUCAUCGCUCGCAACCUGCAUGACUUCGUGUUCCAGAUCAUCAAACUUCUGCCCCCGCCGCGCUCGCGCUCCAUCAACGCCGGAGGGAACACGCCUCUGGGCACGCCCGGCUCGACGCCUCAAGUUCCCUUCCAGAACUUCGAGGCGAGCAGCAGCCAGUCGUCGCUCCUGGCCCCGACGCAGACUCUCCGGCGUAGACUGUCGGGAAUCGGUAACUCCCCGCCCCUGGACGGUCCCAAUGGUGCGGCGAACGGUCAGAUCGAGCGCCAGACCGCACUCUUCUCGAACACCGUGCCGCAGGAUGUCCUGAACCUUGCGUCCGCCAUCCAGCUUCGCGAGCCUGUCCGUGUCCUUGUCCGUCGCGACGGCAAUGUGACACAUGCCGACACGAGCCAGGGCGCCCGCGGCCUCAGGCAGUUCUACUUGUACCUGGCAUUCACCGCCAGCGGGCGCUCGGAUGCGCCUCUCCCCCAGGGCAGCCUGGGCACGAUUGGUUCCGGACGAGGCGCUAUCAGUGCGGAGACCGCACAGGCGCGCGAGUGGAAGCUCGACGCGCUGGCUGAUCUGUUUGACGACCUAGAUAUCCCACAAGCGAUUAUCCAUGUAGGUGGAAUGGCUGCGCUAGACGCUGUCGUGUACAAGCUGUCAAGUCGUGGGUUGGACGCAGUUCCCCUGCAUGGCGACAUGAACGCUGGUGCGAAGUUGGCCGCUUUGAAUAAGUUCAGGGCUACGCCCGGCGUCAUGCGUCCGACGGCAACGAAAGUGCUUGUGGUCUACGAUGUUCAGGUCAAAACGCCCGAGGUCUCUCAAAUUCCUCUGGUCAUUAAUUACGAUCUGCCCAAGGCCGUUGAAGAAUAUGCGCACCGCGUUGCUCCUGCUAUCGCUCCCAGCUAUUCACGCGCUGGCGUUGUCGUUAACUUUGUGACGGCGACGGGUGGCGACGUGGAGAUGCUGCGGUCUAUAGAAUGCUUCUACAAGUGA